AUGUCGCUGUCUCAUUUUGGCGGGAACGUGAGCGCCCUCACGCGAGAACCCACCAAUGGCGCCCAGGGAUCAUGUGUGCAAGUGGGCGCGGGAGAGGAGAGGGUGUCCCUUACUAACCGAACCAUAAAACCAGGCAGGCAGAGGGCAGAAGGGCUGGCAGGAGGGCUGGUGGGCAGGCGGGCAAGCGGGCAGGAGGGCAAGCGGGCAGGAGGGCAAGCGGGCAGGAGGGCAGGUGGGCAGGAGGCAAGCGGGCAGGAGGGCAAGCGGGCAGGAGGGCAGGAGGGCAAGCGGGCAGGAGGGCUGGUGGGCAGGCGGGCAAGCGGGCAGGAGGGCUGGUGGGCAGGAGGGCUGGUGGGCAGGCGGGCAAGCGGGCAGGAGGGCAAGCGGGCAGGAGGGCAG
Procambarus clarkii (red swamp crayfish) is the source of this 399-nucleotide messenger RNA. The record is from RefSeq and is a predicted model, not a curated record. NCBI's taxonomy places the organism in Eukaryota, Metazoa, Arthropoda, Malacostraca, Decapoda, Cambaridae.